GGAUCCAGGGUGUUUGGGCACCCUCCUCAUUGGGUGCUGCCGCUGCUUCCCCAGCUCUCUGUACUUCCUGCCUGGGUAAUAAAUAAGUUUCUUGGAGCACAGGUGGUGCCUAAUGUGCUGCUCACAGCUUGGCUCUAGCAGAGUUGCUUGCUUUUCUUACUUGCCUCGCACACAAAAAGGUUUCUCUCUCUCUUGCAGAGUUUGGGUGUGGUGGUGAGAAACCUCUUCGGAGAGAGCUGCUGAUUCCAGGUGUCUCCCUCAAACCUUGGCACUGAAGCUGCAACAUCUGCUAUCAUUGCUUGUAAAAAAAACAACUGGUGCAAUCAAAGCACUGCACAAAGGAGCAUGGAGAAAUUCAGAAGUAUUUUUCUUUUGUGCCUUGGCUUCCUUCUAGUCCAUGUAAGAGGUCAACGUGAUUUUGAUUUAGCUGAUGCCCUUGAUCACCCUGAUGACAUAAUUACCAGAAAGCCUACAGUGAUCAGAAGACCGACAAGACCUGUGUUCAACAAUGAUCUGAAUUUGGGAGAUGCUCUUGGUGGUGGUGACAUCUCAAGAAAACCUUUAUACCCACCUCUUCCACCACGCCCAGGAACUUACGGUAAUUCUGGAGGUUUUGAUGACUCAGAUCUCCUUGAUGGAAAGCCUUUACCACCAGGAGAAGAAGAGCAUCAUUUCAAUCAUGGAGGGAACACAGAUUCGGGUUUAAUAGCUGGAGUUACAUCUCCUGUAAUUUCUGCUUUUGUAAUACUGGUUGUUGGAUCAAUAGCAGCCUACAGCGCCUACAAGAAUAAGAAACUUUGUUUCAAACCACGUGGUGGGGCUACAGUGUAAACCACUGCAAGAAGAGUUGCUGUCUGAUCACAGGCUCCUUUGGUUGGUGACAUUCUACAUUGCCAUUCCGACAGAAGAAAAUCUUCCUCUAAUGACUGUUUUCUGGAGACAUUGCAAUCCUGCUCUCUCUAACCUGAUGUCACUUUUGCACCUUGAGUUUUAUGUCAUCAAAGAUAUGCUUUAAACAUCCAGGGAUUGUACUUAACUUUCUGACCUGCAUUCAUAAGGGCUGGAUACAGAUUUUGACUCAGAAGUUAUCUUAAGUACAAAGAAAUCAAGUUUGAUAUAAGAUAAAAAUUGAAAGAUUUGGGUUUGUGAGGAUUUGAGUCACCAAAUAAUUUUUUUUUCUGUUUUCAAAAUUAGCCAAAAAACUUAAUUCUUCUGAUGGAAUUAGGAUAAGGACUUUGCUAUUUCCUUUCACACUUGUUGGGUUUCUCCAGUAUAUUUCUGUAAUGUUUACUAUGUUUUAAGAAAAACUGUAGUUGUCAAAAGGAUUAAAAAUUUGAAUGCAUUUACUUUGUAUUUAUGCCUAAACACUGUCAAAGUGAAAGGAAUUGUAGCUAGAAAAUUCCUUCUUAACUUAAUAAUGAAUAAUAAAAAAGAUUAUGUAUAUUGACAAACCACUGUUUGAAAUACAAUAGAAAGACAUGCUAAUUUUAUUUAUUUAUUUAUUUGAUAAUUACUGAAAUGGUAGUUAGCUCUUCUCAGGAACUAGAAUUUCACUUAAUUUCUCUUCUUGAAAACUUAGGCCUGACUCUAGAACCUUUGAAUGCAUUAAUUUAGCAAGAUGGGUUUUUUUAAAAAAAACAUAUUAUUCGUAACUUCUGAAGAGGGAAGAUUGGUACAAAGCUUUUUCUGAUUCAUUUAGAUUGAGUGUGUGAUGCUUCAGCCUCUAAAAUCUAAGUCACAAUGACUUUUAAACUUCAUACUAUGUGGAGAUGUGGUUGACAUAGUUUUUCUAGCUAGACUGUUUCAUGUCUUUCCCUCAUUCCUGACUGACCUUGCUAUGCUAACAAUGUAGACAAACCUAUCACAAAAACUGACACUUUUCCUGUCUCUCUGUCUUCAUUUAGCUAACUGGAUCAAAAAAACAGCUAAAAUGGUUUUAUUGAAGAAUUAUGUCAGUAAACUGCUAGUUUUGCCAGCUUUCAUCUGUAUUUAAUUCACUUGCUAACUUUUUAAAGCAUAAGGAAAUUGGUGUGGUUUUAUCUUCAUUUUAUAGCAAAGCAUGGUUUUUGUUAGCACAAUUCCAUUUAAAUGGAGAUGAAUAUGAUUUUGUGUUUAUUACAUCAUUGAGAGGAAGACAUAUACUAAAAAAUACUUUUUCAUGAAAUAAAAUACUAUUUAUCUAAAUUGUAUUUUAAAUGGAUAUAUAUCAGUUGCUUGCUUAGAUGUCACUUUUUUUUUUUUUCUUCUGAUCCUGGAAGAAAUGAUAACGUACAUCAGUUUAAACAUAGAAACAUCUUGACAACAUACAAACAAAUGGACACCUUUGUGGCUAUCACUUUCAACUUAUGAAUGAAAAAAAUAUUUUUUAUAUGGUUUUCAAGGACAUUUAAUAUUUCUUUUAAAAUAUUAAUUUUCCAUGUUAAUAGUUAAUCCAAAUUGACAUAUAUUUAUUCAGAUAGACAUGAAGAUUUGAUUAAUGAAAUCAAACAGCAAGUGUUUUGCUGUUACAACUUCAGUUGCUUGUUCAACCAUAAAAAUAUAUAUUUUGCUUCUUUCUCUUCAAUAUUUUCAAUAAACACCUACAGUGUUUUAUCUAA
This is a messenger RNA of Cyanistes caeruleus (blue tit), 2597 nucleotides long. RefSeq names its product Xg glycoprotein (Xg blood group) (gene XG). Gene Ontology annotation, cellular component: plasma membrane. Gene Ontology annotation, biological process: positive regulation of neutrophil extravasation; T cell extravasation; homotypic cell-cell adhesion. The record is from RefSeq and is a predicted model, not a curated record. NCBI's taxonomy places the organism in Eukaryota, Metazoa, Chordata, Aves, Passeriformes, Paridae.